This is a messenger RNA of Closterium sp. Naga37s-1, 8925 nucleotides long. Lineage: Eukaryota; Viridiplantae; Streptophyta; Zygnematophyceae; Desmidiales; Closteriaceae. The record is from the annotation of a GenBank genome assembly.
AUGCCGCCGGAACUUCAAAACGGUUAUUUCGGCCAUUUGGAUCUCGGCGACCGCGACGAAGACGACGACGAUGACGAAAUUCUCGGUGGCCAAUUGGGUAACCGAUCGCGUAGCGAAGUCCUCUACAGGCGCCCGCUCGUCGCAGACGCCGUCGAGGUCAGCUGCAGCCGCGGCGGCGGCAGCGGCGGGUACUCCCGCGCGAAGACCGAGAUCCCGCGGAACGCGCGCGCAAGAGCCGCAGCCGCAGCCGCUGCCACCUCCCGCUCGCCUGCGCCUCGAGGCGGCGGCGGCGGCGCGGCCAGCGCGGGCGCAGCGGCAGGGCUCGACGCGCAUCAGCAGGAGGAGGCGGACGCUGAUGAGGAGGAGAGCGAGGAGCGGUUCGGCAGAGCUAGCUCCAUGCCUGCCUCGAUGCACCGGCGGCGAAGAUCCCUAGGCGGCGGGUUGGUCUCCCUAGGGUCUGGCGGUCUGACCUCCCUAGGAUCCCCUGGCGCGCCUGGCGGGCUGGCUUCGUGCUUGCAGCCUAGAUCGUCGGAGAUGGACGAAGACACUACAAUCCGCUUUACAGAAGGACCCGCCAUAAGUUCUAGGUCGAGCUCUGGAAGGAUCGGCGGCGGGGUUCUGGAUGGAUCGCUGACCUCUGGUGAUGAUGAUAGUGGUCGGUUUGAUAGUGGUAGGUCCGGUAGUGACCGGUUUGGUAGUGGUAGGCUUGGGAGUGGUAGGCUUGGUAGUGGUAGGCUCGGCAGUGGUAAGCUCGGUAGUGGUAGGUUUGGUGAUGAUCGCUUGUCAACCGACUCUUUCUCUGGCCGCGGGGAGAAUGUCAAGGGUGGGGCACCGAAUCCGAAAGUUCGCCGAAGCUAUUCCGGAGCUUCGGACAGCUCAGGUAGGCUCGGUGACAGGCCUGGGGACAGAGUAGGAGAGGCGUAUCCGGAUGGGCGGGUUGAGAGUCUGCUGGAAGAACGUGCCUCAAACAAUAUCGCGUACAAGGGAAGAGGCUCGCAAUCAGGGCCGUUGAUGCCCCGCUGGUCACUGCAAAUAAACGGCUGCGAUCAAUCAGGGUCCGAGCGCACAGAGGAACCUUCCUCUCACCCGCCGCGGAGACCUACAGGUGCAGCAGAGCGGCUCAAGUCCCGCAGUUACAUUGGAAGGAGCUUCUCAGGUGGGGGUAUGGAAUCUAUAGCUGCUUCUGCCGCUGCUGCUGCUGCUUCGGCGUCUAGUGUUGAGUCGAGUAGAAAACCAGGUGCUGCUGCACAGAGGCUUAAGUCCAGCAGCUUCAUUGGGCGGAGUUUUUCUGGGGGGGGUGUGGAGUCUGCAUCUGCUUCUGCUGCUGCUGCGGCGGCGUCUAUCCGCGCUGCAUUACGGGCGUCCGUGCUUCGAAGCUCGUCAGGAGUGGGGAAAGAGGGGCAGGCGGGAGAUGGACAGGGGAGAGAGGGACAGGGGGGACAGGCAGGAGGGGGGCAGAAAGGGAGAAGCGGAGGAUCGGGUCGAUGGUUGAUUGCAAAGAGCUUCUCAGGAAGCCGUGCUCGCACAGGUGAUGCUGCUGCUGAUGCUGCUGCUGCUGCUGUUGCUGCUGCUGCUGGUAGUGAUGCUGCUGCUACUAAUGGUGAUGUUGAGGCUGCUGACGGUAAGUUUCGGGUGGAUGAGUCACGUUCGGCCAGCGUGCGAGGCACGGGUGGGGAGGAGGAGGAGGGAUUUGGAGUGUGUGGCAGGGAGAGCAGGGACGGUGGCAGGAGAGAAGGGAUGGAGGAAGAGGAGGGAUCAGGAGAGUGUGGUGGGGGGAGCAUUGACAGUGAGGAGGAGGAGAGUGAGAAAGAGGAGGAAGAGCGGGGAGAGGGGGGAGAAGAGGAAGAGGGGGAAGAGGUGGAAGAGGAGGAGGGCGAGGAAGUAGCUGUAGGGAGAGGGUUGUGGGAAGAUUACAACGAGGGUGGAACUCUGAGAGCCGAGAUGAGCUUACGAGACAGUGGAUGGUCACCGGAGCAAGGGCAGUACGGAGCAGCGGAUUGGAUGAAGCACCCCAGCAGCAGGUUGAUAGCAAUGAAUCGAGAUGAGGUGGACGAGGAAGAGGAGGGAGAGGAGGGAGAGGAGGGUGAAAGAGAGGAGGGUGAAGGAGAGGAAGAGGAAGGAGAGGAGGGAGAGGAGGAGGAGAGGCAGGGCUUCAUCCUGAGCAGCGGAGGUGUGGAAAUGGAGGGUGCUGGGUGGCGGGAAGGGGGUUUCCAGGAAUCUUCCGAGCCAAUGCAAGAUUCAAAACUAGGUGAUACUCCGGAUGGAAGCUUCCAGGAAAAUGAGAACGACGGAGGAGGGUUUGGGAUGGAUAGGAGGCUAUUGAUGGGUGCUCCUUUGCUCAACCCCAAUGCAGUGUUUGAAACGCCCCAGCAGCAAAGGGCGCUCAUAGGAGCCCCUUCUCUCAACCCUAACGCAGAUUUCGAGACUCCUCAGAAAAGGGUUUUGAUGGGAGCUCCUUCGCUCAAUCCUGAUGCAGUUUUUGAGGUGCCCCAGCAGAGGGAGCUUAUAGGGGCGCCGUCCCUUAACCCUGACGCGGGCUCACAGGCGUUUUGGGCGAGUUUGAAGGAGGGGAGAGGGGCGGAUGUGUGGCAUAGGGAGGCGGAGACGAUUGCGGAAGAGGGGGAUGGGGGAGAGGGAGGGGAAGGGGAAGAGGAUGGGGAGGGGGAGGAGGGGGAUGGGGCGAGUGGUGUGUUUGAUCUGGCGCAAGGGCUGAUGAUGCAGGGAGAGGGGGGAGGUGUGGAAGAAGGAGGAGGGUUCGGUUUUGAUGUGGGGGAGAGGGAGGAGGGAAACUGGGAUGGAGGAGCAGCAGGGUACGAGGUUGGUGGCAGCAGGAGUAUGGGGCGAGACAUGGGUGUUGGUGGUCCGUGGGAGUCAGUGCGAGAAGCAGAGAGGGAAAUGGAUUCAGUAUGCAGCAGCAGCAGCACUGCAAUGCUGUUCAGAGGGAGUCAGAGCCUGGGAGCACCGGGAGUUCAAGGGGAGCUUCAAGAGAGGGAUGAUGGAAAUGGGGAGUUUCAAGAAGGCGAGGUUGGAUCAGACCUGUGGGGAAGGGCUGCAAGGGUUGAAAGCAGAUAUUCUUGCCAGGAGAAAAGCAGCAGCAGCAGCUUUCAGGCGUCCCCUGGUAGGUUCCUAUACUCUGCUUCUGUUAGAGAGCCGCGCACCACCAGCAGCGGCUUCGGCAACAGCAGCAGUAUCUUCGGCUCCAGUAGCAGCGUCGGCAACAGCGACAUCGGCAGAAGCAUUAUCGGCGGCGUUGGCAGCAGCAGCAGCCGCUUCGGCCCGCGCGGGUUUGCAGCAGAGCGAGACAUCGGGUCGUUUGCUGACGUGGACAGCGACGCCAUGGCACGGCUGGCGCGUGACGCAGCAUCCCUGCUGGCACUCGAUCUAACCACAAACGACCUAUCUGCACCUGCCCCCUCCUCCUCCUCUCGCCCCAGCAGCCCGUUUUCCGGCCCGCUUUCCGGCCUGCUCCGCCGGUCCAAAACCCCCCCUCGCUCCCCCAACCAGACCCCCCCACGCACCCCCCCGCGCUCCCCCUCCCGCACCCCCACCCACACCCCUCCCCGCACGCCCCCCGGCGGGGCCAGUCCAAAACGGUUCUUAGAUAAGUGCAGGAGCGCGAGACUUGACCGACCUAGUAGUCCUCUCAGGUUUGAUCGGCCUGGGAGUCCCCUGAAGGGGGUGUGGGGUGUGUUGACGGGCCAGGGCGAUGGGGGGAAAAGCGGGUGGGAGAGGAUUGAUGUCGAUGCUGUGGUGGCUAGCGCUGCUGCAGCUGCUUCGUCUGUGGGAGGUGGUGGUGGUGCGAGUGAUAGGUUAGUGCUGACGAGAGCAAAGACUGAUAGCAGGGGGAUGGAUGAUGGGGAUGGGGAUGGAGGGGGGUUUGGCGGGUUGUGGAGAGGGAGCGGGAUGGGGGUGGGGAUGGGGGUGGGAGUGGGAGGGGGGCCGGAAGUGACUGCUUCUUGGAGAGAGAGGGUGAGCAUGGCAGCAUCACCCAUGGGAAACGAUGGAGGGGAGGGAGGUGCGGGGGAAGGAGGGUGGCGCGAAGGAGGAGGAGGAGGUGACGGGGGGGUUGAAGGGAACUGGCUAGCAAGAGAAGGAGCAGCAGUUGCAGCAACGGAAGUAGUAGCAGGGGGCAUGGUUCAGAGAGAAGAUACAGUAGAGGAAAUGAGAGGAGGAGGGGGAGGGGGAACACCAGUAGCAGCAGCAGGGGCAAGUACAAUGAGGGGAGGAGGAGCAGAGGCAGCAGCAGUAGACAAGGAAGCAGCACUGGAAAACGCGUGGAUGAUGGCGGAAGGGGAAGAGGAAGAAGAAACUCCAGAUUUUGACGAUUUCAGCCGCACACGAACCUUCACCUCUGCCAUCCUAGCCGGAAUCACCAAGAGAGUCACCGGGCCUAAGGCUGGGCCUGCCAAGCCUGGAGCCACCAAGCCUGGGUUCGCCAUGCCUGGGCUUGGCAAGAGGGAGGAUCCGGGUAGUAGCAGCAAGACGGUGGUUCGGAGGACUGUUAGUGAUACGCUCAAGGAUGCGGCAAAGGAGGGAAUGGUGAAGGGCGAGGGGAAGCAGGGCAAGUGGUGGGCUUUCAGGGAGAAAGGGGAAGAGAGCGGUAGGGUGUUAGGGGGGCCUGGAUGGGGUAUUCUGGCCUCCAAGCCGAGACCAGGGGAGGAGGGAGGGGGUUUAAAGGGUGCACCUGCACUGGAGGCACAUGGUCUAGGUGGGUCAGGUAGGUUAGGUGGGCACAAUGGGGAUAGUAAGGACGAGGAGGAGAAGGAGCGGGGCGGACUGUUUGGUUCCGCUCAUACCCAACACCACCACCACUCGCGGCAGAAGUCGCAGAUUUCGUUUGGGUCUGUUGCUGAUUCUGCUCUGCUGUCUGGCCUGCCUUCGUUCCUUAAGUCGGUCACUUUCACCUCUGCUGAAGCCCAGGCGCACCACAAGCAGCAGCAGCAGCAAGAGGAGGAGGGGGAGGAUCAGCUGCGGAUGCAGCAGGGGGAUGAGAUGCCGGCAGAGUUAUCAAGUCAUGCACAGGAGAUUGAGACACAUGGGGGACCGUACGAGUCGUAUGAAUCGCGGGAACACACACAACAGCACAGAGAAGCAGAUGAGGAGGAGAACCCUGAAGAGCAGCAGCAGCAGCAGCAGCAUAGGCCGUGGGGGUCUGCUGUGGGGUGCAGCUCGGUGGAGGAGGGUACAGCACGGUACCCUGCAAAUCAGCAGCACAGCGAUGGCUUGUGGGGCAGCAGUGGGGUGCACUGGAGGAGCAGUGGCAGUGCGGUGGAACGGCUGAGGGACGAGGCUGGCUGUGCUGCUUCCGACCCCAGCAGGGGUAGGAGCCUUUCCCGAAUGCGCCCUGGUGUCAGUGCCUCUUUCUCUGGUCGUCUGCCUGCUGCUGCUACUGGUACUGCUGCUGCUGCUUCUGCUGCUAAUGUUCCAACUACCACUACUGGUGAUGGUGCAACUACCCCCAUUGGUAAUGGCGCAACGACCCCGACUGGUGGUGAUGCGUCUGGCCCUGCUAUCAGCCCUGUUGUCACUCCACGUGUUGCCUACUUCUCCUUCGACAAGUACCGCGAGGCUGUAGCAGGGGGAGGCUCGUCCGGGGGAGGUGCAUCUGCAGAGGAGCGCAAUGCGGAGGAGUACCUGCUAUCUCACUCCUUUGGCAGCGGCAGGUCUAGAAGCAGGAGCAGCUUCAGCGGCAGAUACGGCAGCAGCAUUGGCGGUGGUGGUGGUAGCGGGAGUUUGACUCCCCCUCCUAGAGGAGCAUUGGGGAAGAGUGGCAGCGGUUGCUUGACCCCUCCUUCUGGCGCACUGGGUAAGAAUGGCAGCGGUAAUUUGACCCCUCCUUCUGGUGCGUUGGGUAAGAGUGGGAGUGGCAGCCUUACGCCUCCUGGAAAUAUGUUUAGUCGCGGUGGCAUGGGGAAUGGGAGCGUGACCCCUCCAGGAAAUAUGUUCAGCAGGAGCGGCAGCAGGAGAGGGUUCACUCCGUCAGCAGGGGACAUGUCUAGUCGGAGGCAAGCAGGAGACUGGACUUCACCGGGGGGAAGCAACCACAGCACCCACAGCAACCACAGCAACCACAGCAACUACAACCAGAGGAAUGCCUGUGUUCGUAGCCACAGCCAUAGCCACAGCCACCAGGAGCAGGAGGUUCACACCACGAGCAGCCACUCCCACCUGCAGCGAGGGUUUCCCCACGUGCGUGGGGGCGUUGAGCGAGUGGCCUCGGAUUGUGCGGCAGACAAGAGAGCGAGGGAACGAGAAGCGGAUAGAUGGGACGAGGCAGAGCAAGGGGAUGGUGUGCGAGGGCGAGUAGGGUCAGGCCGCAUGAGUGGAGAGGGGGAGGGGGUGCUUCUGACUGCCAGUCUGGGAAGGCGGGUUGGGGAAGGGCAAGGGGGUUUGCGUGGGUCGCGGCUGGGGAAGGGUGGUAGGGGCGACAAGGCGGCAGUGAGAGGGGUGGAGGAGGGUGAGAGGGAGGAGGGGGAGGAGGAGGAGGUGGGGAGUUGUGGUUCCCGUGCAAGCAGGGUGGCGGAUGGAGCGUCGGGUGGGGCACGGCCAAAGUACGACAGGAAGGCCAGGAGUCGCACCUUUGGCAAUCCAGAAGAGCUCGUGGACCUCUACCCUCCCCCCGGCGCCUUCGAGCGGUCCCACUCCACACCCGAGCGGCGGCGGCCUCUUGAUCGCCCAGCAACCUCCUCUGCUGCAGCAGGGGCUGGGAGACCUCCCAUCCACCACGCCCACUCCGCCUCUCUGGCUGCUCGCUCCCUGGUGAACGGGCAUGGGAGUGGGCAGAGGCUGAGAGGAGGUGAGUCCGGGCGGAUUGGAGGGAGCAGAUUGUCUGGGAAACAGCAGAGGAACCAGGGGUGGGACGAGCAGCAGGGGCGGUAUGGGGAGGAGCAUGAGCACAAGCAGGGGUAUGAGGAGCAGCAGUAUGAGCAGAACUAUCAGCCGCAGCAAGUGCGGGAGAAGAAACAGCAGAAGGGGCGUAAGGAGUCGGGGGCAGCGCUGCAUGUGGCGUGGAGGCAGUUGGAAGGGGAGGAGGAGGAGGAAGAGUGGGAUAGGCAGAAUUCAGAUCCUGUGGCAGGCGGCAGGGGGAGGGUGAAGGCUGUAAGGAAGCUAGUGGAGGACGAGGAGAAUGGAGAGUGGGGACGGCAGAACUCAGAUCCUGUGACAAGCGGCAGGGGGAGAGUGAAGGCUGUAAGGAGGCAAGUUCAGGAGGAGGAGGAUGGAGAGUGGGGCAGGCAGAAUUCAGAUCCUGUAAAAGGGAGCAGGGAGAGGGUGAGGGCUGGAGGGAGGCACGUGGAGAAUGAGGAGGAUGGGGAGGAUGGAGAAUGGGGACGGCAGCACUCAGAACCUGCGAAACGCGGCAGGGAGAGGGUGAAGGCUGGAAAGGGGCACGUGGAGAACGAGGAGGAUGGGAGUGAUGGAGAAUGGGGACGGCGGCACUCAGAACCUGUGAAAGGCGGCAGGGAGAGGGUGAAGGUGGGAAGGGUAGACGAGGAGGUUGAGGAGGAGAGAGAGUGGGAUUCUGUGGAAGGCGGCCGGUCUGUGAAUGCUGGAUGGAGGCAUGAGGAGGCCGAUGAGGAGGAAGGAGAAUGGGCUGAGGAGGACGGAAAGUGGGGCAGGCAGACGCACUGGAAUUGUGUGAAAGAUGGCAGGGAGAGGGAGAAGGCGGGACGGAGGCAAGUGGAGGAGAGGGAGAUGAUUGGAUACGGUGGGGAUGGUUAUGAGGAGAACACAGAGGAGGAAGAGGAAGAGGCAGGGGAUGGGGAAGAGGUGGAGGAAGAGGAGGAGGAUGAUGAAGAGGAGGAGGAGGAGGAUGGGGAAGAGGUGGUGGAGAGUGGACAAACGAGAUGGUCCAGAGAUCGUGGUACAAGCUCAGGGAAAGGGACUGGGGUCAAAUCUGGGGAAGGGAGAGCAGGGACAAAAUCUGAGAAUAAGCCUUCGUACAGGUGCGACAGUGGACGGGGAAAGGUCGAUGGAAGAAACAGUGGGAGUGAGGGCGAGGAGGAGCAAGGGGGGAGGAACUUUACUUAUGAGAAGGAGCGUUCGCGAGGAAAGGGGAGAGGAGGGAGGGGGUGGGAAGGAGGCAGUGGUGGUUAUGGGGAGAGGCAGCAGCAAUGGCAUGACAGUCAAGAUCGGAAUGAGGAGGAAGGGGAGGGCAUGGAGGAGGAGGGAGAGGGGGAAGGGAGUGCUAACGAGGAUAGUAAGGAGUGGAGUGAGUGUGAGGAUAGUGAGGUGGAGAACGGGGAUGGUGAAGGGAGUGGGGAAGUGGUGAGUGGAGAUGAGGAGGAGAGUGCACAGCAUGCAGUACGCAGAAAGAGCGGAGAGGAACACGAGGAACAGUACAGCCACAGAGGCGGGGACAGAGAUGGGGACAGAGAUGGGGACAGGAAGAAACCGUCGCAAAGGAGCAGUGGUCGGCAGCAGCAGAAUGCAUGGGGGCUUGCAGAGAGGCGUAACGGAGAAAAGGAAGGCAUGCACAGCAGGUACAAAGGGGAGGGGGAUGAAGUGUAUAGAAGAAAUGGGGAAGAAGUACCGAUAUAUGGGAGUGAUGUGUACGAUAGGGGCUAUGGAGGCAUGAGGGGAGGUGAGGUGGAAGAUGGGGGUGGAUACAGAAAGGGCCGCUCUAGUAACGAGAAGUACACUCAUCAGGAAGACGAGAGGGGUGCAGCGAGGAAUAGUGGUGCACGCCACUCACGCACUUCCAGCUGCUUGGACCAGAAGAGUCAGGAGGGCAAGAGAAAUGCAGCAAGGGGUGGUGGUAGUAAUAGUGGUGCACGCCACUCGCGCACUUCCAGCUGCUUGGACCAGAAGAGUCAAGAGGGCGAGAGAAGUGCAGCAAGGGUUAGUGGUAGUGGUAGUGGUGCACGCCACUCCCGCACUUCCAGCUGGUUAGACCAGAAGAGCCACUCUCACCGGCCCGGUCGAUAG